Molecule: messenger RNA, 1113 nt
Organism: Penicillium alfredii
Lineage: Eukaryota; Fungi; Ascomycota; Eurotiomycetes; Eurotiales; Aspergillaceae
Product: tRNA(Thr) (cytosine(32)-N(3))-methyltransferase
Exons: 1
Coding region: 1-1113 (370 amino acids)
Molecular function (GO): tRNA (cytidine-N3)-methyltransferase activity
Source: RefSeq, a predicted model, not a curated record
AUGACCACCGAUCCUGCCGUGCAACGAGAGGCCCAAAGCACCGAGCCUCCGCAAAUCCCGCCGCACCGCUCGCAUGACCCCGCCAACAACACAAAGCGCACUGACCCCUUCCAGUUCGGGUCCCGAUUCCUUGAAGCAGGGGACAAUGUCUUUGAAUUCAAUGCCUGGGACCAUGUAGAACCUGAUGAGGAAUUCAAGGCUUACGCCGAGGCACAAAUCGCCAAGCAGCGCGAGACACCAGUAUCCGAGUUCGACCAGAAGCGCUUCAACAACGACCCAGCCAAGUGGUGGAACCUGUUCUACAAGAACAACACAGAUAACUUCUUCAAGGACCGCAAGUGGCUGCGCUAUGAAUUCCCCGUGCUGGCGGAAGUGACACAAAAGGACGCGGGGCCCCAGGUCGUCCUCGAGGUCGGCGCCGGCGCCGGCAACACCGCGUUCCCGCUGCUGGCGAACAACGAAAACGACCAGCUCAAGGUACAUGCAUGCGACUUCUCCAAGUACGCUGUCAAGGUCAUGCGUGAGAGCGAGCAAUACGACGAACGCCACCUGGUCGCCGAUGUCUGGGACGUGGCCGCCGUGCCGGACGAGAACGGGAACUCGCUCCCGCCGGGUCUAACCGAGGGCUCUGUCGACGUCGUCAUUCUUAUCUUUAUCUUUUCUGCGCUUGCACCGAAUCAGUGGGAACGUGCUAUUCGCAACAUCCACCGCGUCCUGAAGCCCGGGGGUCGGGUGCUGUUCCGUGACUACGGCCGCGGGGACCUUGCGCAGGUCCGGUUCAAGAAGGGUCGCUAUAUGACCGAGAAUUUCUAUGUCCGGGGCGAUGGCACGCGCGUCUACUUCUUCGACAAGGGCCAGCUCAUCCACAUGUGGGGGCAGUGGUCGCCGGAGAAGGGCCUGCCGACUCCUCCCGAGGAUGCGACUGCGGAGUCACAACCUGAGUCGCAAGCUACUGCGGAGGGUAGUGGGGCCUUUGAUGUCCUGCAUAUGGGCAUCGACCGCCGUCUUAUCGUCAACCGCCAGAGCAAGGUCAAGAUGCAUCGCUGCUGGAUGCAGGGCCACUUCCAGAAGCAUGGCGGGCCCACUGAGAGCGCCACUGAAAAGGCUGAGUGA